AUGUUGUUCGCGAAAUAUUUCACAUUGGCGGCUGCCGCCCUUGCAGCCCAAGUCACUGCCCUUCCUUCUACUUUCUCUUCUGUCCCUGAGGCCCUCGGUGACCUCGACCCUAUCAGCACUUCUAUUGAAGGUCUUUCGCAGAGGAUUGCCCAGUCGCCAGGAGGUAUUACCGAGCUCAUGUCCAUUACCAACGAUAUUUAUGAUGUCUGUGACAUGGCCAAAAAGGGACGGGCUAGAUUUGAUGGCAUGGCUCCUUUUUCCAAGCAAGAGGAGCUUGAAGGAAGACCUCAUAUUGAACGACUGGUUAUUGGCCUGACGUCUGCUAUGGAUGCUACUUCUACUAAGGUUCCCCUCAUCAAGGCAGUUCCUGGUGGUACUCUAGUUGCUAAACGUGUGGCCGGCCGGGUUAACGAGGAGAAAACAGGAUUCGAGUCCAGUCUCCAAAAGAAAUGCUCAGCUGAAGGGUUCGGUCAGUUUAAGGAUGCAAUGGACGAGUUUGACAAGAAGUUUGACGCUUUGAUGGCUCAGCUUUGA
Trichophyton benhamiae CBS 112371 is the source of this 534-nucleotide messenger RNA. RefSeq lists its product as uncharacterized. The coding region runs from base 1 to 534 and encodes 177 amino acids. The record is from RefSeq and is a predicted model, not a curated record. The transcript has 2 exons. NCBI's taxonomy places the organism in Eukaryota, Fungi, Ascomycota, Eurotiomycetes, Onygenales, Arthrodermataceae.